Molecule: messenger RNA, 543 nt
Organism: Penicillium salamii
Lineage: Eukaryota; Fungi; Ascomycota; Eurotiomycetes; Eurotiales; Aspergillaceae
Source: the annotation of a GenBank genome assembly
AUGUCAUCAAUUUCCAUCGAACUUCCACAAGUCCACAACAAUCAGAAAUCACAAUGCUGCCCAACGAACGAGUUCAUCACGGGCUGUUGGCACGUCACCCACUCCAGCCUACCCCUGUGGAAAGGCAAACGCAACGUCAACAUCACCUACAAGCUUCUUCCCAUCGAAUCAGGAGUCCAAAAGAUCGACGAUCUAGUUCAAUACCAAGCCAUCAACUCUGAAAAGAUCAAAUCUGUUCAUGGAAUCGAUACCCCAACACCAGAUAGUCCUGGGGCAUGGGAUUGGCGCGGAAAAGGCUGGUUGGUCAUCGCUAGCUCACAUUGGGAAUGUUUGGGCUUUGGAGAGCUCGAUGAUGGCAACCAGUGGGUUGUGACUUAUUUUGCGAAGACGCUCUUCACGCCUGCUGGUGUUGAUGUUUACUCACGUAAUAAGGAGGGGCUUCCCGCGGAUCUUGUUGAGGGGAUUCUAGGGGCUCUCAGGGGCUUGGGGGUGAAGGAGAUUACUGAUCUCGCUGAUUCGAUGUUUGAGAUUCCGCAGAAUUGA